Messenger RNA from Drosophila grimshawi, 627 nucleotides. RefSeq lists its product as uncharacterized. The transcript has 4 exons. Lineage: Eukaryota; Metazoa; Arthropoda; Insecta; Diptera; Drosophilidae. The coding region runs from base 1 to 627 and encodes 208 amino acids. The record is from RefSeq and is a predicted model, not a curated record.
AUGAACAACGACGAGAGCGAAUUUGCAAUCCGGCGAAUCUGCUUAAAGAAGACGAUCGGCGAAGAACGAGAGACGCGAAUAUUGCCUUUGCAGUACUGUGAUCCCAAGAUUGUAUAUAAAACAACAAACAUUGAAUGUUUGCCCGAUCCGUCAUAUGCUGAAAAUGCGACUUGUUUCGUAAAGGCCGUUAAUUGGAACAAAGCAGUUGCCCAAAUGGACUGUGAUCUCAUUUUGCCAUUAUCAAAUAUAUCGGUUCGGGUUGAGCUCCUUAAGAAGAGCUAUACCAAUCGAUAUCACCCAUUCCUGAUCAAUGUCACUGUAAAUAUGUGUGACGUGAUAGCGAAGAGAAAUUUCAUACCCUACGGAACCAUUUUUUGGAAAAUACUCAAGAAUUAUACAAAUGUGAAUCAUAGUUGUCCAUUUACGGGUCACAUAUUUGCACGCAACUUUUUCCUUGAUGAGAACUUGUUCCCAACAUUUCCGUUAGGCUUCUAUUUAAUGAUCAUAAGUGUUUUUGAGAAUUACGUCGAUCGACCACCAAAAUUGGCUGGAGCCAUCAAAUAUUAUUUUCAAGUAAAGGAAAUGGAAGCAAAAAAAAGAAGGAAGCCACUGCCUCGGUACAACUGA